This is a messenger RNA of Eleginops maclovinus (Patagonian blennie), 2374 nucleotides long. It is a transcript of the gene zc3h14, whose product is annotated as zinc finger CCCH-type containing 14. Bases 103 to 2169 code for a protein of 688 amino acids. Gene Ontology annotation, molecular function: metal ion binding; poly(A) binding. Gene Ontology annotation, cellular component: cytoplasm; nucleus. Gene Ontology annotation, biological process: regulation of mRNA stability. The record is from RefSeq and is a predicted model, not a curated record. Lineage: Eukaryota; Metazoa; Chordata; Actinopteri; Perciformes; Eleginopidae. The transcript is spliced from 17 exons.
CGUGAUUAGACGUCACAAUUGUCCCUGUUGGUUAACGGGUAAACUGGAAGAAAAAAACAGGCGCUUCUUUUAUAACUUAUUGACUUGAAUAAAACGACUAGCAUGGAGAUUGGGACAGAAAUUAGCAAGAAAAUAAGAGCUGCUAUCAAGGGCAAGCUUCAAGAGCUCGGUGCAUAUAUUGAUGAAGAGCUCCCCGAUUAUAUUAUGGUGAUGGUAGCCAACAAGAAAACAUCCCAACAGAUGGCUGACGACUUAUCCCUUUUUCUCGGCAACAACACCAGUAAAUUCACAGUAUGGCUACAGGGUGUCCUCGAGAAGUUAAGAACAGUUGCAGUCGAGCCUGCAUCCCUCAGCACACCCGUGCCUCAGUCGGACACUGGUAUUGUGGCUGUAAGAAACCGGGCAUCUUUGACUGAGGAAGUCAGAGCAGAGGAGUUAAAGUUGCUGAUGGUGUCCAGCUCCCACUCUGAUAGGACUGAAGCACGCGUGUCCAGUUCCGCUCAUGAAAGCAGGAGAAGCAGCUUGGAGAAAAGUUCCUCUCGUCUAACCUCCACUGUGAAGCCCCUCAUGGAGCCGCUCCCCUUAGAGGCUGUUAUUGAUAUCAAACCAGACAUGGAUUAUGACCUCAUCGCUGAGGAUCCUGUAGAAUCUGCCACCAGCCAUGGACGAGCACGCAGCGCAGCUAGUAGACCCACAGCAGAAAUCUACAGACCGGGUCAGAGCAAGUAUUCAUCAGUAAGCUCUGCGGACUCAUACAGACCUUCAGAAGGAUCCUCUCACUACAGACAGCAGGACAGCAGAAGCAGCAGAACAUCCAGAAGCGGAUCCAGCAGGGAUGAGUUGUCACGGAAGCGUAAGGCGCCUGUAGCGAGUUCAGUGGUGCGGGUGAACAGAGUGGCAGACGAGGACAGCGAUGAUGUGGAAGAGGAGGAUACAGUCUAUGGAGGCAGAGGUCUAUCCAGUAGAGUGUCCCUACCAUCCAAACCAGAACGCAAACCUACUCUCCCUCCAGCCAAGCAAGCCAACAGGAAUCUGAUACUGAAGGCCAUCUCUGAGGCUCAGGACUCAAUCACCAAAACUACCGCCUACCCAACAAUACCACAGAGGCAGACAGUUCCCGUGGCGCCUCGGACUCGCAACGCCAGCACCGAUGAGAUGACUGCAGCCAUCCAGCUGGUCCAGGAGCACCUCCAGAGCCUGGCCCCCAAAGUUCAGGCCUACAACUCAGCAGCGCUACCUCCUUCCAGAGCAACUGCUCCUGUCAGAUCUUUAGCCUCACGCCUCCAGUUGGACCUAGUAGAGAGCAAUGACGGAGCAGAGCAGGGCGAGUAUGGUGUGGAGGUCGCCGCAGCAGGCAGUGACACAAAGCCAUUUGAUACCCGCUCCUUCAUAGUGAGUCGACCACAGCUGGGAGAAGGUACUGCCAAAAGUCAGCAGCGUCCUUUGGCCAAAGGGCUGCAGGCUGCUUUACCACGCAUGGUUCAAGCAGCAAAGACGGGGGGCGACUCUGCCAGCCCUAAGUUCAUAGUGACGUUAGAUGGGGUGCCGAGCCCGCUGGGAAAUAUUGCAGACUGUGAGAUGGAGCUGGAUGAUGUGAGACCGCCCACAAAGGUCACCGAGGCAACUGUCCAAGUCAACAGGCAGCCCAAAGUCAGCAUCCUUCAAAGACUCCAUGGAUAUGUCCCAUCGACAGAAGAUGAUGGGAUGGAUGUUGAGAUGGAGGAAGACGAUGCUGUUCCUAUUAAGAAAAAGAAGGGGAUAGAGCGCUGCAGGUUUUGGCCGGUCUGUAAAAUUGGAGAUGAGUGCGCGUACCACCAUCCAACAACACUGUGCAAGACUUUUCCCACUUGCAAGUUUGGGGACAAAUGCCUUUUCGUGCAUCCUAAUUGUAAAUACGACGGCAGGUGUACCAAGCCAGACUGUCCCUUCACUCAUGUCACCCGAAGGAGCACAGUUGCCCCCCCGCCCAGGCCAGCAGUGCAGCCAGUGCAAACCGCAAGCGUGUGCCGCUUCUUCCCAGAGUGCAAGAAGAUGGACUGUCCGUUUUAUCAUCCCAAGCCUUGUCGCUUCGCGGCAAAGUGUAAACGCUCUGGAUGUACCUUCUACCACCCAACCACAUCUGUGCCUCCAAGACACGCCCUGAAGUGGACAAAGACACAGACCAGCUAAUAAAGUCCAGAAAGUCUGACAGAAGUCUGGCGAUGGUCGAAGUGAAGUUACGGGAGAUGAUCUCUAUCUGUCUAUGGAUUUUCAAUGUUGAAUGGUUUUUUCAUUUUAAUGUAUUGUUUGGUUUGAUUUUCAAGGUGUUUUGUAAAAUGAAACGGUUUUUGUUCAUGCUCUCAGAAUAUAAAAAAACUUCACAACAAACUUUAAA